AUGCCGUCAACCGAAUCGUCCCUCACCAAUGGAAGUUUUAACCAGAGCACUAGGGUUGCGACUUCACUAUCCGCGACAGACUCUGCCUAUAGCACAUACAUCAAUAUUCUUCCGACCCAGAGUCUCGACAACUUCACCCUCGCCGAGGCUUCGAGCCAAGCAGCAGACGAUGGAGGCUUCUGUCCGCUUUGUAGUGAACAACGGCAUGACAAUGGCAGGGUCUGCGACGGUAGACAGACCUUCAAAGCGAUAAUAGGGGUCAUGUUCGGUUUGGGUAGUUCUGCCACUCUGACUCCGGCAGUUCGCAACUUCAUCUCCUCCCAUGUCACCUUGAUCAACCCGGUUUCCCGGCCGCCAAACUUCCAGGUCUGGUUACUGAUGAUGCCGUUGAUUGCUCUGCGCAGACUUUGCCAACAAGCUCAUCUACACCUUCUGCUUGUCGUGCAAAUAAGGCGAAGCAGGACCUCAUAUGUAGGUUGGGGAUUCAGAACGGUUCAGGGUAUGAAGGAUGCGGUCAACCCCGGGGGACUCGGCGGCGUAUUGUCGGAAACAGAACGAAACAGCGUUGUUCAAAUCCUAGCCACGCUCGUAGGACGGUUACGGAAACUUUUGCGUCAGCCUGAGUUCGAUUGUAUCGCUAGAUCUUUAUGCGAGGCUGAUGCACAUCCAGAUGCUGGAUAUCAAUAUCGACUUCGUCCUUGA
Messenger RNA from Filobasidium floriforme, 702 nucleotides. RefSeq lists its product as uncharacterized. NCBI's taxonomy places the organism in Eukaryota, Fungi, Basidiomycota, Tremellomycetes, Filobasidiales, Filobasidiaceae. The record is from RefSeq and is a predicted model, not a curated record. The coding region runs from base 1 to 702 and encodes 233 amino acids. The transcript is spliced from 2 exons.